Molecule: messenger RNA, 3707 nt
Organism: Ornithodoros turicata
Lineage: Eukaryota; Metazoa; Arthropoda; Arachnida; Ixodida; Argasidae
Gene: sxc
Product: UDP-N-acetylglucosamine--peptide N-acetylglucosaminyltransferase 110 kDa subunit-like
Exons: 16
Coding region: 85-3270 (1061 amino acids)
Biological process (GO): protein O-linked glycosylation
Molecular function (GO): protein O-acetylglucosaminyltransferase activity; protein binding
Source: RefSeq, a predicted model, not a curated record
UUUGUUUGUGUUGUCUCUGCAUUCGACGGCGAACACAAGCCACUGGAUACUGUGUGGGGGGGCCGACGGUCGAGAUCCGACAUUAUGCGCAGAUCUGUUGAUGUGAAGGGCUUUGCGCUGAGGUUUGGUUGUGUAAACGGACACAAACGAAGUAGACCCAACAAUAUGGCAACAACCGCUGCAGCUUUUCAGAGCCUAGCAGAGCUGGCUCACCGUGAAUACCAAGCAGGGGACUAUGAGAAUGCAGAACGACAUUGUAUGCAGCUCUGGCGUCAGGACCCUUCCAACACGGGCGUCCUACUCCUGCUUAGUUCUAUACACUUCCAGUGCAGACGUCUGGACAAGUCCGCCAACUUCUCGACGCUGGCGAUUAAACAAAAUCCGCUGUUGGCAGAGGCGUACUCCAACCUAGGCAACGUAUACAAGGAACGGGGCCAACUGUCGGAAGCCCUGGAGAACUACAGGCAUGCGGUGCGGCUCAAACCCGACUUCAUAGACGGCUACAUCAACUUGGCUGCAGCACUGGUGGCUGCGGGUGACAUGGAGCAGGCAGUUCAGGCUUACGUGUCUGCAUUGCAGUACAACCCAGAUCUUUACUGCGUUCGCAGUGAUCUGGGCAACCUACUAAAAGCCUUAGGUAGGCUAGAUGAGGCCAAGGCAUGCUACCUCAAGGCUAUUGAGACGUGUCCGACUUUUGCGGUAGCGUGGAGCAACCUCGGCUGCGUCUUCAACGCGCAGGGGGAGAUAUGGCUGGCCAUUCACCACUUCGAAAAGGCAGUUGCAUUGGACCCCAAUUUUCUGGAUGCAUACAUCAACCUGGGCAACGUUCUGAAGGAGGCACGGAUCUUUGAUCGUGCAGUGGCCGCGUACCUGCGUGCGCUAAACCUCAGUCCCAACAACGCUGUUGUCCACGGCAAUUUGGCCUGUGUUUACUAUGAACAGGGUCUUAUUGACCUUGCCAUUGACACCUACAGGCGAGCAAUCGAGCUCCAACCCAAUUUCCCAGACGCCUACUGCAAUCUGGCGAAUGCCCUGAAAGAAAAAUCGCAGGUUGCGGAAGCGGAGGAGUGCUACCAGACGGCGCUGCGACUCUGCCCGACGCAUGCAGAUUCGCUGAACAACCUUGCCAAUAUCAAGAGGGAACAGGGCUUCAUCGAGGAGGCCACCAGGCUCUACCUGAAGGCGCUGGAAGUGUUCCCCGAAUUUGCGGCAGCCCACUCCAACCUGGCCAGUGUGCUGCAGCAGCAGGGCAAACUAAACGAAGCCCUCCUGCACUACCGCGAGGCCAUCCGCAUAUCGCCGACCUUUGCGGACGCUUACUCCAAUAUGGGGAACACGCUCAAGGAGAUGGGAGAUGUGCAGGGGGCGCUGCAGUGCUACACGAGGGCCAUUCAAAUCAACCCUGCCUUUGCGGAUGCACAUUCGAAUCUGGCUUCGAUACACAAGGACUCUGGAAACAUUCCAGAAGCUAUCCAGUCAUACAGGACAGCUUUGAAGCUGAAGCCCGAUUUUCCAGAUGCUUAUUGUAACCUGGCUCACUGUCUGCAAAUUGUUUGUGACUGGACAGACUAUGAAAGCCGCAUGAAAAAAUUGGUGGCCAUUGUUGCGGAGCAGCUGGAGAAGAACCGUCUGCCGUCUGUCCACCCCCACCACUCCAUGCUGUACCCGUUGUCUCACGAAUUCCGCAAGGCCAUUGCCAGUCGUCACGCUAAUUUAUGCCUAGAGAAGAUUCAAGUACUGCACAAACCUCCGUACCAGCACCCACGCGAGCUAGGAAGUUCCCGUCUACGCAUUGGCUACGUCAGCUCGGACUUCGGUAACCACCCAACAUCUCAUCUGAUGCAAAGCGUUCCUGGGAUGCACAACAGGUCACGCGUCGAAGUGUUCUGCUACGCACUCAGUCCAGACGACGGAACAACCUUCCGCAGCAAGAUCGCCACGGAGUCCGAACACUUUGUGGACCUGUCGCAAGUUCCGUGCAACGGCAAGGCAGCAGACAGAAUCCACGCGGAUGGAGUCCACAUCCUCAUCAACAUGAACGGCUACACCAAAGGAGCCCGUAACGAAAUAUUUGCGUUGAGGCCGGCUCCUAUUCAGGUCAUGUGGCUGGGAUACCCAGGAACAAGUGGUGCCCCGUUUAUGGACUACCUGGUGACAGACCGCCUGACAUCACCUCCCCAUUUGGCCCACCAAUACUCUGAGCGCCUUGCUUACAUGCCCAACACUUUCUUCAUUGGCGACCACAGACAAAUGUUUCCCCACCUCAUGGAGAGGGCCAUCAUCGACGUCCGCGAUAACAUGCUGCGCUCCGGCGAAGUGCCGGAUAACAUUUCGAUUGUGAAUGCCACGGACCUGUCGCCAAUCAUUGAAAAGGCUGAAGUAAAGAAAAUCCGGGAGGUUGCAGUAGCGGUUUCGACAAAUCCCGUGGAGAAGUGCGAGAGCAGGCUGGUGGAGAGGGUGGAAGUGGUGAAGACUGUGAUAGAGCUCCCCACCACAACGCCUGUGCAGACAAUGAUCAGCACCGGACAGGUGCAGACUUGCGUCAAUGGGGUGGUCAUGCAGAAUGGCCUGGCAACCACACAGAUCAACAACAAGGCAGCGACGGGUGAAGAUGCUCCCAAGGGUAUCUUGGUGACCACGAGACAGCAGUAUGGUCUGCCGGAAGACGCCAUUGUGUACUGCAACUUCAACCAGUUGUACAAGAUCGACCCCUCAACCCUUCGCAUGUGGGUGAAUAUUCUGCAGCGUGUGCCCAAGGGUGUGCUCUGGCUCCUGCGGUUCCCCGCAGUGGGAGAGACCAACGUGCACGCCUGGGCGCAGGCGGAGGGCCUCGCCCAGCCCGCGUCGCGCAUCAUCUUCUCCAACGUGGCGGCCAAGGAGGAGCACGUGCGCAGGGGCCAGCUGGCCGACGUCUGCCUGGACACCCCCCUGUGUAACGGCCACACGACGGGCAUGGACGUCCUGUGGGCGGGCACCCCCGUGGUGACGUGGCCGGGGGAGACCCUGGCCUCGCGGGUGGCGGCCUCUCAGCUCCACUGCCUGGGUGUGCCGGAGCUUGUGGCCAAGACGCGGAGGGAGUACCAGGACAUUGCCGUGCGGCUCGGAACGGACAGAGAAUACCUCAAGGCCAUCCGUGCCAAAGUAUGGGGAGCAAGAGCAGAGUGUGCCCUGUUCAACGUGCGGCUGUACACUACCCACCUAGAAGACGUCUUUUACAAGAUGUGGAAUCGCUACGAGAGCAACGAGCCUCCGGACCACAUCAUGGAUUGAAGCACUUUGCACCGACCGUGUGAUACACAAAUCGACCCACAGAGACGUGAGCUGUGUGUGGCCCAGGUUUGGGCAGAGUGCUGCAGAUGCAGGGCAGUGUGGCUAGUCAGAGGUACGGAAAGCCGUGUGUGCCCGGGACCUGUAACUAAUAACCUCAGUAUAUAUUUUAUUACCAACGUUUGCGACGUGGAAUUUCUGGCUCUCGCUGGUACUGUAAAUAGGGUAUAAAAAAAAUGGUGCGCAAAAAAGCCGUAAGUGUUGUCCACCACUGUUUUUCUUCUGUUUUUUUUUUCCCCCGUACGAGGGUCAUUUUUGUUUUAGCAUCCAUAUUUGUCGCGUCCCCAGCAUCCAACUAGUUUGCUGAAACGUUUGGCAGCAUACAUUUUCUUUGAUCUAAUUGUAGGCCGUAGACAGAAAAUAAAGGCCUUCAGUUAAUA